Tribolium castaneum (red flour beetle) is the source of this 1256-nucleotide messenger RNA. RefSeq lists its product as uncharacterized. The record is from RefSeq and is a predicted model, not a curated record. NCBI's taxonomy places the organism in Eukaryota, Metazoa, Arthropoda, Insecta, Coleoptera, Tenebrionidae. Gene Ontology annotation, molecular function: sequence-specific DNA binding. Bases 161 to 1204 code for a protein of 347 amino acids. The transcript has 2 exons.
UUGUUUGCCAUUGGCUGGGUUCAGCCGAUAUCUACAAGGGAUUUCUCUCGCAAAAUUCAAAAAAAAUCAUUUUAAACAAAUAGAAACAGUCGGACAGUUACUCAGAAACUCUCCAACGGUCUUAGUAUUAAUUCUUGAUCUCUGAUUUUGAAAAAAAGAUAUGGGGGGCUGCAGGUGUUCUUACAGAAACUGCACGAACACGACCAAAACUCGCGACAAUCUCCACUUUUUCCACUACCCCGUGAAGCAGAAGGAGAGGUGCAGACAGUGGAUAGAAAACGCCCAGAAGCCCCAAUUUUAUGACCUGGACGAGGUCCAGUUGCGGAAUAAAGUGAUAUGUGAGACGCAUUUCAAAGAUUGUUACUUCCCCAACAUUCAGAAGAAGAGGCUGCUCCAGGGGGCUGUGCCCACGUUGGACGGUGACUGUGAGCCAAAGCGGACGCCCCCCAGUGAAAGUCCGCUCAAAAUCCAAGACGUUCAGGUCCUGCCCGCCAAUGCGGACGGGACAAUUUUUGUUUUGGAGACCAACAUGCAGAGCAAUUUCCAAUCGGAAAAGGUCCAGUCUUACAUUUACACCAACAACGGUCUCAUGGUCCCCAUAACCAAACUAAGCGACCCCGUCGAGAACAAUUUUUUCCCGGACAGUGACAUCGAGGUGGAGGUUGAGGAGACCCCACAGCCCCAAACCAAGCACAAGCCAGAGUCGGAAACUUUCACCGAAAGUCCGAAAAGUUUUGAACAUUUUUCGUACGAGAACAACCAAGGGAGUUCGGACGUCGAGAUGGUCACAGUUGAGCAAACAAAUGUGAAAAAAGUCGCCAAAACCACAAUGACCGACGAUAUUUUCCUAAAAACUAUGGGUAGUAAAUACGUCCAAAAAAUCAAUCAGAACAGUCGAGACAUCGCGAUUUUGAAACGACUCUUGAAGAGCAAAAGGCCGCCGAAACGGCCCCCAAAUUCAGUGGUCCUAAACUGUCUCAAAAGUCAAAUUCCGCCGAGUUUAAGUAGUGUAGUUAAUUUAAAUUUAAACGAUAAGUGCGACUUCACUCCCGAGGAGCUGGAGUUCUUCUCCACAAUCCACUCAACGUCGCCCCAAGUUUACGAAAUCCUGAGCCAAAAGUACAAGUGGAAGUUGCCAAACCCAGAGACUUUCAACAACAUCCCUGCGAAUAAAAACAACGGACAUGUGUACGGUGAGGAUUGAAACACGUUUGAUGUAAAGCAUGAUUUUUAAUAAAGCGAUUACAUUACAACAA